UUGAAUCUGAAGAACUAAAUGUACAACAUACAGCAAGUGCUACACCGACGUAUGAAAAAGUUGAAAUAACACCCAUGAACACCUCAAUAUCAACACAGACUAAUGAGAACAAUCAACAAAAUAAUGAAACUGAUAUCUCAACAAAUGUUGUUACCAGUUCACAAAUAAGUUCGUCUGAUGAUGAGUCUGUAAAUUAUAAAAUAAAAACGAGAAAACAAACUGGACUAUUUAAUUCUGAACAGAUACAGAACUAUCCGAUAGAUUCGCCUAGUUCUACUUCAAAAACUUCUGAGAUUUCAAAUUCACCUCCUAAAACCAAUGAUAUGUCAUUAAUGUCAGAUUUGGCCAAACCUAAAUUUUUUGGUACUAGUCCUGGAAAAAAUGGUCCAAGUUCCGAUGACCAUCAUAAAAAUACAAUAGUUGAACCAUCUGGUGAGAAAAUUCAUCAUAAAGGAAAGAAAGAAAAAGAAAAAAAGGAUGGAAUAUUUAAGAAUUUCUUUAAAAGAAAAAAGAAGAAGGAUGAUAUUCCAUUUAAUGCUGUUAAACCACUAAAUAAUUUUUAUGACCAACUUCAAAAGGGUUCUUCAAAACAACCAUUUCAGCGUUCACUGAGUCUAAAGCGUUUACAACAACAUACUGGUUCAUCAUCUAUUAAUAAAUCAACUUCAGAUUCUACUUAUAGUGUUCUUCGUAUUUAUCCUGGUCAAAAUAUACAAACCGAUUUUAAAUAUAAAAUUGGUUUAUUAAGUCCAAAAACAACUACUAUAGCUCUUAUUAAACAAGCAAUUCGUCGAUUUAAAUUAAAUGAUGAUUAUUGGGAUAACUAUACUAUUUCUAUAAAAGAAAUAAAUAGUAAAGAAAGACAUUUAAUGCCACAUGAUCACCCUCUUGAAAUUUUUAAUUCGAUAUCUUCUUAUUAUUCAACUCCAUUACCAUCCGUUCAAAGAACUUCGACAAUAUCAAUUUCAUCAACUCUUUCUGAUAUAUCAAAUUAUGAAUCAAUCAAUAAACUACAAGUACAAGAUAACCAAUGUACUGUUUUUCUAUAUUUAAAUAGAAAACCAAAACAACUUAAAGAAAAGAUUACUGUUAUCCAAAAUACUAUUCCAUCGACUGAGUUAUCAACUAAUACUGUUAUCCAAAAUACCUUCCCGUCAACUGAGUCAUCAGCUAAACAAACGAAUACUGUUAUCCAAAAUAUUCCAUCGUUUAAGGAAAAUAAUGAUUGGAUAUUAUCCAAUGAUUUUGGAUUAAAUGAUCUUUUAGUCUAUGUUAGAUCUGAUUUAAACAUUCAAAAGAGAAGAAGCGGAUGGCAUCUCCAGGAUCCUGAAGAAAUUCUUGAUCAAGUUAAACCUACGGAACUUAGAGAUGAUAUUAGAUCCAUAUUUGAAAGCGUGAGUAAUGAACUUGAUAAAUUGGAAUUGGAACUUAAUCAAAUAAUGCUUGACGUUAUAAGA
Messenger RNA from Racocetra persica, 1457 nucleotides. The record is from the annotation of a GenBank genome assembly. NCBI's taxonomy places the organism in Eukaryota, Fungi, Glomeromycota, Glomeromycetes, Diversisporales, Gigasporaceae.